This is a messenger RNA of Mercenaria mercenaria, 868 nucleotides long. RefSeq names its product cell adhesion molecule-related/down-regulated by oncogenes-like. Gene Ontology annotation, biological process: axon guidance; dendrite self-avoidance; homophilic cell-cell adhesion. Gene Ontology annotation, molecular function: cell-cell adhesion mediator activity. The record is from RefSeq and is a predicted model, not a curated record. NCBI's taxonomy places the organism in Eukaryota, Metazoa, Mollusca, Bivalvia, Venerida, Veneridae. Gene Ontology annotation, cellular component: axon; plasma membrane. The coding region runs from base 176 to 868 and encodes 230 amino acids. The transcript has 6 exons.
GAUUCCAUCAGGAAUGAGGUGUUGAGAGUGAUUGAUAUAAGUUGUAGACCUUUCUUCACGAUCUACCUAAAAUAAAUUAUGUAUAAACUAUAUUAUAUUUUGGUGUUGACUUUUUUCAGUAGAUGAAGUUGAAUGCUCUAACUUCACGGUGUCUGUGUUGGAUGGUGAAGAUGCUAUGUUACCGUGUAUCCUUCCGCCACAGCUGUCGGAAAAUAAUACAGUGUACUGGAACUUUGGCAAGAAGACGUUGUCCGAGGGAGACAAUAUAACCAUCCGAAGCAAUGAAGACAGGUUCUCUCUGUAUCGACCCUAUAACAGUGACUGGUACCUACGUAUAUCUCCAGCAGAAAUGGGAGACGAGGGAAUCUAUCAAUGCCACGUUGAAGACGCUUUCACUUCUACUGUUAAACUUCUCGUGGAAUCACCACCGGUUGUCACAGGCUACCUGGCUAACAAAAUUUACCUGCAAGUGUGUAACACUGCACGAGUAACAUUAUAUUGUAAUGUGACUGGACGACCGCCACCCACAAUCAAAUGGUAUAAAAGGAUAUCUAAGGAAAAACUAAAAUACUUAGACCUUAACACAGAAAGUAUUUUUAUUCCUGAUGUCGGUCAUUCUAAUGCCGGUAUAUACCUUUGCCAAGUGUCAAACAAACAUGGCCAGACAGGCAUGGAGUUCCAUAUAACUGUGGUUGACCUUGUAGAGGAACUAAAUACAGCUAGCGGUCCCCAAGUACCAUAUCAGAGUGGGCACAGUCCAGUGUUGGGUUCAGCAAUUCGUGCCGGUUGUGCUGACAAACAUAUCCUCUAUUUUCACUCUUUUGUUGUUGCUAUAUGGACUACACGUGCAUUUGUUUAUUCAUUAUAG